AAAAUAAUUUCCUAAAAGUAUUUGAGAGUGAAAAUCACGAAAAUAUUAAGUGGGCGAAUAUUUGUGGAUUUGUGGGUAACUUUUUGACAAAUUACGUGAUGCCAAGCCUCCCUAUUCAAGUGUUGAUCAACAAAUUGUAACUUCACCAAAUUGAGGGAAAGUGAAAGAGAUAGAUCGUUUAAACAUGAAAAAUUCCUCACAAAUCUGAAAACAAAUCUCCAUGGAUCGAGUUCUCAAAGCUGCGAGAACUUCCGGUUCUCUCAACCUUUCAAAUCAAUCUCUCAGUGAGGUGCCCAUUGAUGUAUACAAAAGUUUGGAUGCAGCCAGUAAGGAUGAGAAGUGGUGGGAGGCCGUGGAGCUACAGAAGCUGAUUUUGGCUCAUAAUGACAUAGAAACAUUGCAGGAAGACAUUCAAAAUUUACCUCUACUGUCAGUGCUAAAUGUUAGUCACAACAAGCUAACCCAUCUUCCAGCUGCUAUUGGAGAGCUUCAUAUGCUGAAGUCCUUAGAUGUAUCAUUUAACUUGAUAGUGAACAUCCCAGAAGAGAUCGGAACAGCAGCUUCUCUAGUCAAGUUUGAUUGUUCAAACAACCAACUAAAUGAUCUCCCUAACUCCCUUGGAAGAUGUGUGGAGUUAUCAGACCUCAAGGCAUCGAACAAUAGCAUUUCCAGUAUGCCAGCAGAUCUAGCGAAGUGUUCAAAAUUAACAAAGUUGGAUGUCGAGGGAAACAAGUUAACAAUACUACCUGAGAGUUUGAUUGCAUCAUGCAGAAUGCUUACUGAACUCAAUGCAUCAAAAAACUUGCUCAAUAGUAUUCCAGAAAACAUAGGAAGCCUUUCACGCUUGAUUCGCCUUGAACUUCAUCAGAACAGAAUUUCAUCAAUCCCAUCCUCAAUAAAGGAUUGCUCAUCUCUUUUGGAGUUUUAUAUCGGGAAUAAUGCACUUACUUCAUUACCUUUGGAGAUAGGCGCACUUAAUAGGUUGGGGAUAUUUGAUCUCCACUCAAACCAGUUGAAGGAGUACCCAGCAGAAGCAUGUAAAUUGCAACUUUCAAUGCUGGACUUAUCUAACAAUUCAUUGUCUGGAUUGCCUCCAGAUAUUGGCUUAAUGACAACCUUACGGAAGCUUCUGCUCGUUGGCAACCCAAUUAGAACACUUCGGAGCUCUUUGGUAAACGGGCCCACACCUGCUUUAUUAAGAUUUCUUCGAAGUAGACUUCCAACGGAUGAAGAGUCUGCAACUUCUACGCCGGGAAAAGAGGAUGUUGUUGCCAAGGCAGCUAGGCUGUCCCUAUCUUCAAAGGAGCUUUCUUUAGGAGGACUUGGUUUGACUUCUGUCCCUUCAGAUGUCUGGAAGUCGCAUGACAUCUCAAAAUGUGAUCUUUCAGGGAACUCAAUCGAAGAACUUCCUCUUGAACUUUCCUCUUGUAUUUCCUUGGAGGCUCUUAUUUUAUCCAAAAACAAGAUAAAAGAUUGGCCUGGUUCAGUCUUAACAUCUCUUCCUGCACUUGCAUAUUUGAAGCUAGACAAUAAUCCCCUCCGACAGAUACCAUCCUCUGCCUUUCAAGCUGUAUCCAAGCUUCAGGUUCUGGAUCUGAGUGGCAAUAUAGGUUCCUUACCAGAUCAACCAGCAUUUUCUUGCCUACCAGAGUUGCAGGAGCUUUAUCUGAGAAGGAUGCGAAUAUCUAUUUUCCCAAGUGACAUUAUUAACGUAAAGCAGUUACGAAUUCUUGAUUUGAGCCAAAAUUCCCUUCAAUCAAUUCCAGAGGGUAUCGAAAACUUGACGUCUCUUGCUGAACUCGACCUAUCAGACAAUAAUAUUUCUUCACUUCCACCAGAAUUAGGUUUGCUUGAAUCUAGUCUGCAGGUGUUAAAACUGGAGGGUAACCCACUUCGAAGCAUUCGGAGGGCCAUUUUGGAUCGAGGAACAAAUGGCGUUUUGAAGUACCUGAAGGAGAGAAUUGUACAGCAUUAGCCUGUUUGAAUCUUGAUUCCUUUAUGAGGCCUGUGGGUGUGAGUAUUUAAGCAGAACACUUAUUUGAAAUUUGUAUGUGAAAUUUAUACUUUUACCACUUAUUUGAGACAUAUCAUCCCCUGUUUAAACUUGGAAUGUACAAUUGUUGUAUCCCAUAUUUUAUUGUUGUAAUUCUGAGAAUGACCAAAUGGACAAACGGAACAAGUGAUCAUAUUGUUUUGUAUGAAUGCCAUAUUCUAAUGUCA
Solanum dulcamara is the source of this 2220-nucleotide messenger RNA. RefSeq names its product plant intracellular Ras-group-related LRR protein 6. Gene Ontology annotation, molecular function: protein binding. The record is from RefSeq and is a predicted model, not a curated record. The transcript has 21 exons. The coding region runs from base 221 to 1975 and encodes 584 amino acids. Lineage: Eukaryota; Viridiplantae; Streptophyta; Magnoliopsida; Solanales; Solanaceae.